AUGACGUCGCUCGAAUACCAGCCUGGUUCGUCGGCGGAACCGGAUGACUACUGGGGAACUGUGUUCCUGUCUAUGCGAGAUGCCUCGGGGCAAAUCCCCAUCAAUUUCAUAACUCAUCCAGGAGUUUACGUUACAAAGGCCUGCUUUUCCAAUGGGGUCUACGAUGACCUUCCGACUCAAACAUGCAUCUCGGAUCUAUUUGCAAGCCAAUACCGCCGUUUGAUCAUUGAUCUGUACUGGGAUAACAUCAACCGUCAAUUCAGUCUGUGCCCAGUCGAGCUUCCUCCCCUGGAAGGCAAUUCGACUGCUGGCUAUAGCGUGGAUUCGUCGGCUCUGUUUUCAAUCACAGCGUCCACUUCCUCUACAACCCCUCUACCAACCACCACAGCUGCGUCAAAUACAACGGCGUCUCUUGCUCCCAGCCUCGAAAAGCGGCAAUCUUCGUCGUCUUCGCUGGACAACACAACGUCGCCGAUUUCCUCUCCCACUGAACCGAUCACUAGUACUCCUACAACGACGAGCGAUGUGGCAAUUCCAACUUCUACGGGUGCCACAGGUGGAACUUUACUCCAACUGGGACCUUACUUGUGUAGCUUGGACUUGAACAUCGGUUCCAUCAUUUCCUUGUACAAUUCUUAUUUUGAACAUACCUCAGACACCAUCUCCGCACGAUUACAUUUUCUUGACAUUAAUUUACAUGCCGCUGCGCCAUUCACCGAUCCUUCCUCGCCCGCUCACACACCCAUGCCGGGCCGCCUUCCUAGUUCUGACCAGCUUGUAGGAGCCCAAUUUCAGGCUGCUCUAGGGAGGAAUAUAUACACACCACAAGACUUGCAAGACGACCGACAAGAUCUGAACAGGUCGUGGUUCCGGGAUAAUUACCGAGUACUUACAGACGCAAAUUACUUUCGUACCGUGGAAACUGGACAGGACGGCAUCGUUUCCACACCAGACGGCUGGCCUGGAGAAGAUUGGGCUCUUCUUACUGACAGCAGAAGGCUGCUGCUGAGUUGGGAUCAAAUCGAUCCACAGAUGGCAGAGUACGACUUUCAGACCGAGUCGAGUAGCAUCUUCAAUGCAACCGUGCUGCUUCGGACUCCGCCUGUCGAAUUGGGUGACAGCGGUGAGGUAAUUUCAGGCUGCUAUUAUCAUUCAGGUGACACAACCAUCGCCCAGACCAACGCAUCCUGGGCGAUUUCGACCAUCCAGGACACCGCCUCAGAUACUCUUCCCACUCUUGCCCAGAAUUUAACGGCAUGCGGGUUCUCGCCGGUCAUGAACCUGACUCUCGAUGACUUGUCUGUACAAAACAAUUUGAUGUCAUACCAGAAUUUCGCCCAGUCAACAGUGUUUGGAUGGGCUCCGGGACAGCCACUCGACACGUCUUCAGCCAAGAAGAACGGAACGACCGGCAGUGACCUUCGGUGUGCAGUGCUUGAUGCAACUGGCGGAUUCCAAGGACAUUGGCGAAUGGAGCCGUGCGAGAAAUCACAUCGAGCUGCCUGUCGUAUCGCAGGCCAACCAUACGCGUGGCGCCUUUCCACUUUCGAUGUCCCUUAUAGUGCGGCUCCAGAUGCAUGUCCAGACUCUACCUCGUUCGGCCUCCCUCGCACGGGGCUUGAAAACACCUACCUGUAUCGGCAAAUAUUGAAUGAUACUAGUCCCCGAGAUGAUGACUCGGAUGGGAUCUUGUCCGGUGUCUGGAUCAAUUUUAACUCGAUCAACCAACCCAACUGCUGGGUACUAGGCGGACCCAACGCGACAUGUCCUUACUCCGACUUCAAGGAGGCAGAACAACAGAGAGAGAUUCUUGUUCCAACCAUAGCGGCGUUGAUCAUCCUGAUACUGACAGUUUUGACGAUCCUGGUCAAAUGUAACCAGAACCGAAGGAAUAGCAGAACUCGAAGGAGAGGAGAUAAUGGCUGGGAGUACGAGGGUAUUCCGUCCUAA
Messenger RNA from Fonsecaea multimorphosa CBS 102226, 1950 nucleotides. RefSeq lists its product as uncharacterized. Bases 1 to 1950 code for a protein of 649 amino acids. NCBI's taxonomy places the organism in Eukaryota, Fungi, Ascomycota, Eurotiomycetes, Chaetothyriales, Herpotrichiellaceae. The record is from RefSeq and is a predicted model, not a curated record. The transcript has 2 exons.